AUGGGUGAUACGAAUGGACGAGUAGUAGCUGGCGGCAAUGACCGAGGAGAUCGAUUGGAUCAAUUGUAUUGUCCAAGCGAUGUGUUGAUCGAUAAAGAGACGGAUAGUCUCAUUAUUUGCAAUACUGGACGAGUCGUACGAUGGUCUCGUCGUAGUGGUACAACUCAAGGAGAAAUCCUCAUCGACAACAUCAAGUGUUGGGGAUUGACCAUGGAUGAUCAGAGAUAUCUCUACAUCUCUGACACUGACAAACAUGAAGUAAGACGAUAUCAAAUAGGAGACAAGAAUGGAACUCUUGUGGCUGGUGGCAAUGGCAAAGGUGCUGGUCUCAAUCAACUCAACGAUCCGUACUACAUCUUUGUCGAUCAACAACAGACUGUCUACGUGUCAGACAGGGACAAUCAUCGUGUAAUGAAAUGGAAUAAAGACGCAAAAGAAGGAAUUGUCGUCGCUGGAGGUCAAGGACAAGGGAAUGCUGUGACACAAUUGUCGAAUCCUCGUGGACUCUUCGUCGAUACAUUGGGCACCAUCUAUGUGGCAGACUCGGGAAAUAAUCGAGUAAUGCGUUGGCCUAAAGGAGCGAAACAGGGUACUGUCAUUCUGGGUGGAAAUGGUUGUUCAAAAACAAUGCAGUUAUUAGUUGAACAUGAACAAUUUGCUAAAAUGUUUAUUAAUGAAUAUACUGAAAUUUCAUACGUGAAUAUUUUUAUGGUUCAACAUCCAUCUCAUACACUUUUACAACAAAAUGGUUUUACUCAACAAGUUUAUCUUAAAUAUAAACAAGAAUGUCUUGAUGAUAAAAAAGAAACAUUGAUUGUAGAGAAAAAAAAAAGAUUAUUAGGUCAGUACAUAUUUACAAUAUUUCGAGAGAAACAAGCUACUGUACGUGUUAAACUUGGUCCUGGUCAAUCAAUGGAAAUGAAUACACUCUAUCGUUUUUAG
Molecule: messenger RNA, 942 nt
Organism: Rotaria sordida
Lineage: Eukaryota; Metazoa; Rotifera; Eurotatoria; Philodinida; Philodinidae
Source: the annotation of a GenBank genome assembly